Molecule: messenger RNA, 2715 nt
Organism: Ricinus communis (castor bean)
Lineage: Eukaryota; Viridiplantae; Streptophyta; Magnoliopsida; Malpighiales; Euphorbiaceae
Product: GTP-binding protein BRASSINAZOLE INSENSITIVE PALE GREEN 2, chloroplastic
Exons: 3
Coding region: 123-1928 (601 amino acids)
Cellular component (GO): mitochondrion
Molecular function (GO): GTP binding
Source: RefSeq, a predicted model, not a curated record
CAGAACUUAGAAAGAUAGAGCCAACCAAGCCACGGCUUCUAAAACCCUAAACCCUUUUCCAACAACUGUAAAACAUCGAUCAGGGAAAACAAAUAAGAAAAAGUAAAGAGGGCAGAGAAGAAAUGAUACUAGCAAGAAAUCUCUCUUCUUCAAAAUCAAAACUAAAACCUCUCUUUUCUUUAUCAAUCCCUUCUAUUCUUUCUCCUCUCUCAAAUUCAAAUUCAAAUCCUCAAUUUUACCAAUACCCACUUACAUUUCCUCCUUCACUUUCAUAUUUCUCUUCAAAGCCCAUUAAUUCUAAACAACCACCACCUUCUCUUUCUCCUCCUUUAUUCCUUCUCACCCGCGACGGUAAUUACGACGAUGCUACUCCCCCGGCCGCCGUCUGCCCUGGCUGUGGAAUCCACAUCCAAGAUUCAGACCCAAAACAACCUGGGUUCUUCACUAAACCUUCAAUCAAAGACCCAAAUUAUAAAUCAAGAUCAAGUCUUGUUCCCAUUUCGUUAGAAUCUGAAUUCUCAAAUUCUUUAAAAACAGGUGUUGUAAUUGAUGAUGAUGAAGCUGAAACUCAUGAUUCUAAGCAAAACCCAGUAACAACGACAGCAGCAGAGAAACCCAUUGUGUGCGCGCGGUGUCAUUCUUUGAGACAUUAUGGCAAAGUGAAGGAUCCAACAGUUGAAAAUUUGCUGCCGGAAUUUGAUUUUGAUUCUACUGUCGGUAAGCGUUUAGUUUCAGCUUCUGGUGCUCGUUCUGUUGUGCUUUUAGUUGUUGAUGCUGUUGACUUUGAUGGGUCUUUUCCUAAAAAAGUAGCUAAGUUAGUAUCAAGUGCAAUUGAAGAGAAUUUCAAUUCUUGGAAAGAAGGGAAAUCAGGAAAUGUGCCAAGAAUAGUACUUGUAGUGACUAAGAUUGAUUUACUGCCUACUACUCUAUCACCUACUAGAUUUGAGCAUUGGGUGAGACAGAGAGCAAGAGAAGGUGGUGCUAGUGUUAUAAAGAAAGUACAUUUUGUGAGUGCAGUUAGAGAUUGGGGAUUGAAAGAUUUAGUUGAUGAUGUGAUCAAGAUGGCAGGAGCUAGAGGGAAUGUAUGGGCUGUAGGGAUGCAAAAUGCAGGUAAAAGUACUUUAAUAAAUGCCAUGGGGAAAUGGACUGGUGGAGGUGAAAGGAAGUUAACUCAUUUGACCGAGGCACCUGUUCCUGGAACAACAUUAGGGAUUGUUAGGGUGGAAGGUGUUCUUCCAGGGCAGGCUAAAUUAUUUGACACACCGGGGCUUUUGAACCCACAUCAAAUUACAACAAGGCUAAGUAGAGAUGAGCAGAAGCUUGUUCACAUUAGUAAAGAGUUAAAAGCAAGGACAUAUAGAAUAAAGGAAGGUCAUUCAGUUCAUAUUGGUGGGCUCAUAAGGUUGGAUAUUGAAGAAUUAUCAGUAGAUUCUAUUUAUGUCACAGUAUGGGCAUCUCCAUAUCUUCCAUUACAUAUGGGGAAAACAGAAAAUGCAAGCACUAUGCUAGCAGACCAUUUUGGCCAUCAAUUACAGCCUCCAAUUGGGGAGAAACGAGUUGAAGAGCUUGGAAGAUGGGUGAGACGGGAAUUUUCCAUCUCGGGGAGUAAUUGGGAUUCAAGCUCUGUUGAUAUUUCUGCAGCUGGUUUGGGGUGGUAUGCCAUUGGACUUAAAGGAGAAGCAGUCGUAGGGGUUUGGACAUAUGAAGGGGUUGAUGUUGUUCUUCGUAAUCCCUUGAUUCCUUUCAGAUCGCAAACUUUUGAAGUUGCAGGAUUUACCGUUUCAAAAAUUGUCUCCAAGGCUGACAAAGCCUUGAAUAAAUCCCAACACAAAAGUGAAAACAAUAGAAAAGGAAGUGACCAAAAGGUAUCUGCAGUUGAUGAAUCAUCAUUAUCUACUAGGGUCCAUACAGGUGCAAGUUCUUGCUGAAAUUGCUGGUUCCUGGAAGAGGGAAAAUGUUUUAACUUGCAUCAAGGUGGUGUUACUGUUCAGUAAAUGGGUAGAUAUGCAUCUUUAGAGAGGAGGAAAGGAAAAGUCAGCAACACUUUACCAAGCUGUUGGUUGAAGGUCUUAAAUUUUGUUAUUUUGCUGCUCAAGUGGUACUAAAUCUAGUAGCAUAUGAGGUGUAGCUUAAAUGCAGGAAGGCUACCUGAUGUGAUUUAAGAGAGAUGUAAAAAUGGGGUCAGGUUACAGUCAUUGUACUGCUGGGCCUUGCAGUCACUCAAAACUCUGAUUCUUCUGCAAAAUUCCUGCUGCUUGUUUGAUAAAUGGAGCUCCUACUGUUCUUGUGUUGGGGAUGAUUCUUGCCAGGACCCAGUCCACUUCCAUGGACCAAGACAAAUCGAUGGCCCCACUUGCAAAUGGGACCUACAUAUCAUGUCUGUUUGGUUCACCAUGGACCGGCUCUAGAGAAUAUGUUUCUUCCACUUAUGAAAGAGUACACACGGCUUGCCACUGAAAUCCUUGGGGAACUUCUUAGUCCUUGCUGGCUAGGUAUCAUGUGGCAGUGAGUGUGAUGCUGAUAAACAAGCUUGUGCAUUCAGGGAGCAGCGGGAGAGAUGAAAAGCAAAAGGGUCUUCAGCGAAAUUAUAUUUGUAAUUUUUUGGGUACCUUUCAGCAUUUGAAUUUGUGUUUUUUGGGCCUAUUUUUGGGCAAAACGGGCUAAUGUUUCGAAUUCAUUUUUUUAAAAAAAAAAAUACUAAAAUCAAUAAAAGAA